AUGACGUACAACAUGGAUGAAUUAAAGAAGCGUUCCGCCGUAGCGAGUACUUCACACAACAUAAGCAACAAGCAGCAACCCGCGCCCAAACAUGAAAAAGUGCCGGAAACAUCGAAAACCAUCACGGACAUCACCCGUACCCAUCGAACAGCGUACGUUAUCUUCUUUUCGCUGUUGCUGGAUCUCCUUGCGUUCACGAUGAUACUGCCGUUGCUUCCGUCCCUGCUCGAGUACUACCGGAAGAAUGACAACCAGCUGUACGGAUAUCUGGCAAACAGUAUUAAACAGUUCCAGGUGUGGAUCGGUGCCCCGGAACGUUUUACCAGUGUCCUAUUCGGUGGUGCGCUCGGUUCCAUGUUUAGCUUCCUGCAGUUCCUGAGCAGUCCGAUCGUCGGAGCGCUGUCAGAUUAUUACGGCCGUAAACCGCUCAUGUUGCUGUGCGCGACCGGCAUUGCUGCUUCGUACGGAAUUUGGGCGUACUCGGAAUCGUUCCUGCUGUUUGUGAUCGCUCGUUUUGUCGGUGGCAUUAGCAAGGGCAAUGUUUCGCUCUGUAUGGCCGUGAUCACGGAUGUUUCGAACCAGCAGAACCGUGGCAAAGCGAUGGCCCUUGUAGGAAUUGCAUUUUCGCUCGGUUUCAUUGCGGGUCCAAUGAUCGGUGCAAUGUUUUCACGGUUUUCGGACAAAACCGGUACGCUGUGGUUUUUCGCACCGGCUAUGUUUGCGAUGCUGCUAGCCGUGGCAGACAUUCUUUUUCUAACGAUGUGUCUGAAGGAAACGCUACCAAAAGAGAAACGGUCGAACCGUAUCAUCAACUCGUUGUCGCAUGCUAUCGACCAUAUCAGUAUUAGAGCAUUGUUUCGCUUUUCCGCGGUGGAAAAUCUGUCCCAGAAGGAUGUGCGCUCUCUACGCAGCUUGGGCGUAACGUACUUUUUGUACCUUUUUCUAUACUCCGGGCUAGAGUUUACGGUGACAUUUUUAAUGUACCACAAGUUCGGCUACACGUCAAUUGACCAAGCGAAAGUGUUCCUUACUACAGGUGUACUAAUGGCGCUGCUGCAGGGUUCGGUUGUGCGCCGGCUUCCUGAUCGUUUGGUAAAAGCUUCCGCAGUAUUUGGACUGUAUUUAAUUAUUCCAGCCUUCAUCAUCGUCGGUUUGGCGGAGUCUUCCCCUAUGCUUUACCUGGGCAUGAUUUUAUUUGCCAUCUCCACCGCCUUCGUGGUAACGUGCAUGACCACAAUCACAUCAAAGUAUGGCGACUUCCACCAGAAAGGUACCGUGCUGGGAGUGUUUAGAUCGCUGGGUGCGCUUGCACGAGCGGUCGGACCGAUCGUAGCGUCCGUCGCAUUCUGGGGUGUCGGUGCUCGGUUAACUUACAUCGCCGGUGGUUUGCUGCUACUGUGGCCCGCCCUCAUGCUGCAGUACUUAAAGCUGUGA
This is a messenger RNA of Anopheles marshallii, 1434 nucleotides long. RefSeq names its product major facilitator superfamily domain-containing protein 10 (gene rtet). The record is from RefSeq and is a predicted model, not a curated record. The transcript is spliced from 4 exons. Gene Ontology annotation, cellular component: brush border membrane. Gene Ontology annotation, biological process: transmembrane transport. Bases 1 to 1434 code for a protein of 477 amino acids. Gene Ontology annotation, molecular function: transmembrane transporter activity. Lineage: Eukaryota; Metazoa; Arthropoda; Insecta; Diptera; Culicidae.